This is a messenger RNA of Monomorium pharaonis (pharaoh ant), 2272 nucleotides long. RefSeq names its product 3-oxoacyl-[acyl-carrier-protein] synthase, mitochondrial. The transcript has 3 exons. The coding region runs from base 288 to 1607 and encodes 439 amino acids. Gene Ontology annotation, biological process: fatty acid biosynthetic process. The record is from RefSeq and is a predicted model, not a curated record. Lineage: Eukaryota; Metazoa; Arthropoda; Insecta; Hymenoptera; Formicidae. Gene Ontology annotation, molecular function: 3-oxoacyl-[acyl-carrier-protein] synthase activity.
GGAAAACUUUUAACUCUGUUUAUUUCUAAAUAUAAAAAAUAUUUUGCAAAAUAUCGGUGUGUCGUUGAUAAAGUAGGGGAUCUGUUGCUUUAUUUAUCAUCUUUCGACACAGAGAGACAUAACCUGACGUAACCUCAAUGUGAUCAGUUUGAUCACACGCAGUUAACGCAGUGUGCCUCGUAAAUGUCUUAUAUCUUGAUGAUCAUGACAAAUCGAUUAAUUAACGAAGCGUAACUCACGUUGAUUAGUGAAGAACGUCUACGGGAAAUUUCCUGCGAAAAUCGGAAAUGUCCAUUCCAUUUCUGCAUAUCAGCCGGUCGUUGACGACUGCCGCGAGGUCCAAGCGGCGUGUCGUCGUGACCGGGAUGGGGAUUGUCUCGCCUUUGGGAGUCGGGACGCGAAACGCUUGGGAGGCUCUCGUCAACUCCCAGUGCGGAAUUACGAAACUUUCCGAGCCGGACUACGACAAGCUACCGUGUAAAGUAGCUGCAUUGGUGCCGAAAGGAAACUCCGCUCACGAACUUAACAUCGACUCCCAUUUUACGAAGAGUGAGCUACGGACAAUAUGUCCUGCCACAGCAUAUGCGUUGAUAGCUUCGGAGGAGGCACUCGCGGACGCAGGAUGGAAGCCGACUGACGAGACUGAUAAACGCGACACCGGGGUCUCAGUAGGAAUCGGUAUGAUAGACCUAGUGGACGUGUGCAUGACGUACGAGGCAUUGAAAAAAGGCUAUAGUAAAGUCAGUCCAUACUUUGUGCCAAGGAUACUGCCGAAUAUGGCAGCUGGUCAGAUCAGCAUCAAGUACGGCUUUCGUGGGCCCAAUCAUGCAGUGUCGACCGCGUGCGCGACGGGCGCGCAUGCUAUCGGCGAUGCGUUCCGUUUCAUCCGCGGUGGCGAGACGAGCGUGAUGGUGUGCGGUGGAGCGGAGGCAUGUAUCAGUCCAUUGGCUAUAGCCGCGUUCUGCCGGUUACGCGCGCUAAGUACGUCGAAGAACGAAAUGCCCCGGGAGGCGUCGCGGCCCUUCGACCGGGAUCGCGACGGUUUCGUCAUGGGCGAGGGUGCCGCGAUCCUGGUCCUGGAGGAGUUGAAUCACGCGCUCGCCCGCGACGCGUCCAUCUACGCAGAGGUGCUGGGCUACGGCCUGUCCGGCGACGCGUCACACAUCACGGCGCCUAGCGAGGAUGGCACCGGCGCGCUGUUGGCGAUGGACCGAACGUUGAAGGACGCCGGCAUCGAGACCGCGGAGAUAACGCACGUGAACGCACACGCCACGUCUACGCCGCUAGGCGAUGGGAUCGAGGUGAAGGCGAUCGAGUCGCUGAUGGGCGAGCACAGCAGGAACGUGACGGUGACGAGCACGAAGGGAGCACACGGUCAUCUGCUGGGUGCCGCCGGUAACCUGGAAGCUGCCUUCACGAUCUUAGCGAUCAAGGAGGGCAUCGUACCGCCUACCUUGAAUUUACACAACUUGGAUACAGAGACACGUCUGAGAUUUGCGCCGCACACGAAAGUGAAGUGGAACGCGACGUCGCGUCGGACAGCUCUGAAAAACGCAUUUGGAUUCGGUGGUACGAACGCAUGCUUGUGCUUCACCCAAUACGUCUGAUUAAGUCUGACAGAAACCUCGUGUAUUCUGUUUCUUUGGCAAGAGAAUAUUACAUAAUCGCAUUUUAAAAUGUCUGCAAAAGAAUUUCAAUAAUAACUUUUGAAAGUUGGAGAACGAAAGUUAUUUUAGCAGAUAAAAAGAUUUUUACAAUAUUAUAUCAUGUAUAAUAACUUAGAAAAGAUAAAGCAUGCGUCUCCGUAAAAACCCGAAUGUUUAAGAAAACAAUGUCAGUUAACUAAGUUUACAAUUACAACGUAAUGCUGAUAGAAUUAAUUACUAGUCACUCCUUGAAACAUUGACUAAAGUGAAGAAAAUAUUCAAGGACCAACAUAUAAUAAUUCUAGAAAGCAAAUGAAUAUCUUAUGACUAUAUAGACUUUUUGACUUUUUUUAAGUUGAUAGAAAAGGAAACGUUUCUGUAAAUACACUCUGAUAUGUACAUAUGUAUAAAAACGAUAAAAUUCAAGAAAAGUAAAUCUGAUGACGAAUUAAAUUUUACACAAUUGAUUACCAGUGGAUAGCGGCUUAAAUAUUUUUAAUAACUCUUAUGCAACAUACAAUAUAUGCGUACGAUUUACGACAAUAAUUCUUUUUAUAGAAUAUUUUUACAGUGCGUGUGUAAUGAAGGUUACACAAAGAGGAAUAAUAAAAUAUAUGUAUAUAUAU